Messenger RNA from Octopus sinensis (East Asian common octopus), 2549 nucleotides. RefSeq names its product zinc finger protein 479-like. Gene Ontology annotation, molecular function: RNA polymerase II cis-regulatory region sequence-specific DNA binding; DNA-binding transcription factor activity. The transcript has 2 exons. The record is from RefSeq and is a predicted model, not a curated record. Gene Ontology annotation, biological process: regulation of transcription by RNA polymerase II. Lineage: Eukaryota; Metazoa; Mollusca; Cephalopoda; Octopoda; Octopodidae. Bases 932 to 1936 code for a protein of 334 amino acids.
UGAGAAAAUUCUGUAGUUUGUAAGAUAUUUGUAAGAUAUUUUCUUCAACGGCCGUUUUUUCUACAGAUACAGUAAAUAGGUGUUCUACGAAAACGCGAUAGUUUGCCAAAAUCGUAUUCUAUAUCGAUGAUAUCAGAAUCCGAAAACAUUUUUGGAACCCCCCCCCCCAAAAAAAAACACCCAGACAUCGGUGGGGUGCACGUGUUGUGCCUACAUCGAUAUUUAUGUAUAUAUGCGUAAAUUACGACGAGGUCGACUUUGCCUUUAAUAUCUUUGCUGGGGCGGGACACAAUAAAAUAAAUACUAGUUGUCUACUGGGGUCCAGGUAAGCGACUUAGGCCCCCCCCCCAACACCUCCGCCGAUAUUGCUGGCGUUGUGUCAAAAUUUGAAACCAAUAUUUCAUACGCAUGCGCACGAAACGUACGUCCGUCUCCAUUCAUUACGUUACGACAAACAUUUGAUGUCUGGUGCCAGAAUUUCUCUCAAUUCACUCCCAAACACAUUUGUAAUAGAUUUCUCAACCACCUGACGCACAUCUAACAACAACAACAACAUCCUUUAUAAAGACAUUUCCAAUAUCAGAUGACAUUGGCAUAACUGAAGAUACAUUCUCAUUAUUUAUCAGCUUUUUAAAGACCAAAAUGGAAAUAUUGUACAGAACAGAUAUAUAAGAUUGUUUCUAUAAAUCUGUGGUGGAAUUCCUCUGAUAUAUUUACUCUGAAAUGUGUUAUUAGCAAACCUUCUGGACAUCACUGGCUGGAGUGUCUACAAGAUGAGCCUGUUUGCAGAUUGAAUGUGGAUAAAUUUAGUUGUUUUGUGACAAAGGUAACAGUGGCCAGAAAUACAACAGUUGAAAUAUUUGUAAACAAAAGACUAUAGAAGCAAAAAGAAUAAAAAAAGAAGGUAUAUUGUGAAGUUGAAGGAAAAAUAAUGGAAAAGAGUGAGAAAGUGAAGGAACAGAUUUUACCAGAAGUUAGCAAAAAAGAGAGACAAAAAUUGUCACAUGACUGUGAUGUGUGUAAAAAGUCUUUCUCAAGUAAAUGUAACUUAAAUAGUCACAAACGUAUUCAUACAGGAGAGAAGCCAUUUCACUGUGAUAUCUGUGGUAAAUCAUUCUCUCAAAGUGGCAACUUAGCUAAACAUAAACGUAUUCAUACAGGAGAGAAGCCAUAUUCCUGUAAUAUCUGUGGUAAAUCAUUUUCUGAUAAAAGUGCUCUAACUCAACAUAAACGUAUUCAUACAGGAGAGUCACCAUAUCAUUGUAGUGUCUGUGGUACAAGAUUCUCUGACCAAAGUGUUUUAAGUAAUCACCAGCAUUGUCAUACAGGAGAGAAGCCAUUUCAAUGUGACAUCUGUGGUAAAUCAUUCUCUCAAAGAAGUGCUUUAACUAAUCACAAGCGUAUUCAUACAGGGAAGAAGCCAUAUUCCUGUAAUAUCUGUGGUAAAUUAUUUCCUGGUAAAAGUGCUCUAACUUAUCAUAAACGUAUUCAUACAGGAGAGUCACCAUAUCCUUGUGAUAUCUGUGGUAAAUCAUUCACCGUGAGUUCUAACUUAACUGGACACAGACGUAUUCAUACAGGAGAAACACCAUAUUCUUGUGAUAUCUGUGGUAAAUUAUUCUCUCAAAAUAUUUAUUUGACUUUACACAAACGUAUUCAUACAGGAGAGACACUAUUUCACUGUGAAAUCUGUGGUAAAUCAUUCUCUCAAAGUGGCAACUUAGAUAAACAUAAACGUAUUCAUACAGGAGAGACACCAUAUUCUUGUGAUGUCUGUAAUAAAUCUUUCUCUACCAGUAGUAACCUAAUGACCCAUAAACGUAUUCAUACAGGAGAGACACCAUAUUCUUGUGAUAUCUGUGGAAGGUUAUUUACUCAACAUAGCAGCUUAACUUCUCACAAAUGUGUUCAUAAGGGGAAGAAGCAAUCCCACUAAUAUUUAAACUAAAUCAUAAUCUCUAAGGGGUUACUGAAACCCUUUACCAUGCACGUUAUUCUGUCGAAUGUGAUGUUUAUAUAUUCACAUUAUUUUCAAUUUGCCAUCCAAAGGUUUAGUAAAAUUCUAUCAAUUAGAAAAAAGAUAUUUAAUUUUAAUUCUCAAAUUUUUAUCAAUUUUUGCGUGAUAUUAAAGGGACACUACUCAUAUAUGAACUUAGGCGCACACACACAGACACAGGAGACAAAAGACAAUACAAAGAGUUUUCAAAUUGAGUAAACAGGAGUAGUUGUGUGGUAAGUAGCUUGCUUACCUUUGUCGGAGACGGACGUGUUUGUUUUUGGCGGAGAGUUCUUGCUGCUUGAUGUCACGUCUUUCGUCGUGAAAUAUUGAACUUUGAGGCUCGACUACAGGUAGGCGUUUGUCGUAUAUUUUGAGGGUUUAGUGGAGUUUGUUGCCCUGUAUUUAAUAUUUUUUGGUGAGUAAUAGACUCCAAUCUGCUCCAGACAUUUGCCUGCCUGUGGCCGCCUAUAAAGACUCACUUUGCAGUGAGAAUUGUGUUUUCGAGGAGGCGUAGCCCCUCCGCAAAAAUUAUCUUCGUGUCUGUGGAUUA